AUGCGAAAUUAUGAUCUCCUAUGUAGUCGAAUUCAAUCUCGUUACAAUCCUCUGAAACGUCGUAUUAGUUUACCAGCUGGAACCAGUGCAAAAUAUGUUCAAUCUGUUUCAUAUGCAUUGGAUUUUCAUUGUCAAGUGGAGAAAGCGAAUAUCGUACCUCCAUGCAUGCUGAAAACGAAAUCGAAUUGGCACGACCAAACUGAACCAUUGAAUCGCUUGAAAUGGAUCUACGAGAACUCUUUAUCGUCAAGACAUUCUCGUCAAAUAUUUCUUCUGACGGCUGGCAAAGUGUCUAAUGUUAAUGAACAAUUACGAAAAGCAUUAAAAUCGUAUAUAACUGUUGUGAAAGUCAAACUAACACCUUUCUAUGCAAACGAUCGUAUAGUUGUUUACACAUUAGCAAAUGGUUUAGCAAUUUGGCGAAGCAAAACUCACACAAAUGCCGUAGUCAAAAUGAGUAAAAUAUUACACAGCAAAAAUAAUCCUACUACGGCAAGUGAUGAUACACGUGUAACAUUAAUUCGCGAAUCGUCAAUCAUUGAACAUCGUGUAAAAGUACCAUUUCUUCUUAGUGAUACCUUAUUAACGAUUCUUCUUGGUAUUAUCGCUCUAUUAUUUAUUUUAAUUAUUUUCUUGACAAUUCUAUAUGCUCGACAAAAUGUGCAGACAAUAAUCAAACAUACAUCUGCAGUACACAGUACUAGCACAACAUCCGUCGAAGAUUCAACGUCUACGACACUUGUUCGGCCUCCACAAAUAAUACAAGAAGCUGCUUUUUCAAAAGCUGUGCACAUCGAAGAGGGUUUCGUUGCUGCUGCCGAUGAUUAA
Adineta ricciae is the source of this 828-nucleotide messenger RNA. The record is from the annotation of a GenBank genome assembly. Lineage: Eukaryota; Metazoa; Rotifera; Eurotatoria; Adinetida; Adinetidae.